AGGAAGAAAUCGCCAAUUCUGCUCCAGUGGAAGAAGGAAACAAGCUUUUUCCCAAUGGAUUCCCUGGCAACAUCAAUCAACAAAUUUGCCCUGGAGUUUAGCAAAAAGCUAGCUGAAUCUGCUGAGGGUAAAAAUAUUUUCUUUUCUCCCUGGGGCAUCUCAACUUGCUUAGCAAUGGUGUAUUUGGGUACCAAAAAUACCACAGCAGCACAAAUGGCCCAGGUUCUUCAAUUUAACAGAGAUCAGGACUUCAAAUAUUCUCCUGAAAGUGAAAAAAAAAGGAAAAUGGAAUGCAACCCAGGCAAAGUUGAAGAAAUACACUCUGAUUUUCAGACGCUCAUCUCAGAAAUUACCAAGCCCAGCAAUGCCUACAUACUCAAAGCAGCCAACAGGUUAUAUGGGGAGAAGACAUAUCCAUUUAAAAAUAAAUAUUUAGGAGACAUGAAAAAAUAUUUUGGUUCAGAGCCACAGUCUGUUAACUUUGUGGAAGCUUCUGACCAAAUCAGAAAGGAGAUCAACUCAUGGGUUGAAAGUCAGACUGAGGGUAAAAUCCCAAAUCUCCUAGCUGAUGACUCUGUAGAUUCUAUGACCAGGAUGGUCCUGGUGAAUGCCCUUUACUUCAAAGGAACCUGGGAACAUCAAUUUUCAGUGCAAAGUACCACAGAAAAACCUUUUAGAAUAAACAAGACUAUAAGCAAACCAGUGCAAAUGAUGUCUUUGAAAGAAAAACUUCACAUUUUUCACAUUGAAAAUCCACAAGCCAUGGGCCUUCAACUCUACUACAAGGGUCGUGAUCUCAGCUUGUUUAUACUACUGCCAGAAGACAUUAGUGGACUGGAACAGCUGGAAAAGGCCCUCACCUAUGAAAGAUUGAAUGAAUGGACCAGUGCAGACAUGAUGGAGCUGUAUGAAGUGCAGCUGCAGCUUCCCAAGUUCAAGUUGGAAGAGAGUUAUGAUCUCAAGUCAACCUUGAGUAGAAUGGGGAUGAGUGACGCCUUCAGCCAGAGCAAAGCUGAUUUCUCAGGAAUGGCUAUGGGCAGAAACCUAUUUCUGUCCAAUGUUUUCCAUAAGUCUUUUGUGGAAGUAAAUGAGCAAGGAACAGAGGCCACCGCGGGUACUGGGAGUGAGAUAGUUUUUCGGCUUAGACCUCUUAAGUACACUGUAGAUCACCCAUUCCUCUUCUUCAUCAGACACAACCAAACCAAGAGCAUUCUCUUUUAUGGAAGAUUCUGCUCCCCCUAAACCCUACAUCUCUCUUAUGGAACAAUACCAACAUACAGUGUGAAAAUGUACCAUAAAAAUGGAAAGCCACAAUUAUGAGAAAAAUUUAUUUGUAGUUUGACCAUAUCUUUUAUUUAAACAUUAAUAAGUAAAUCUUGAAAUAAUGCAGUUUAGAAAUCCUGCCAUAUCUGUAUAGAGAGAAUACAAUUUUUAUUUUUACCACCUAAACAACACUUGGUCUUAAAGUGACUUUCAUUUGCAUUUCAGAAAUACUACAUUGAAUAUCUCACAAUUCCAGAGCUACCUAUCGCUGUAUUAUCAUUGUCACUUAUAUUUCAUUUAGUGAAGAAGAAUCCUUAUGAAGGGAAGAUGAUAUUGAUAAAGAAAAGCCUCAAGAAUAUUAUUUUAAUUGUUUAUAUAUUGUCGUUGUAAAAAAAAAAAAAACAACCUUUGACCCUAUUUUGAAAAUACUUAUAUCUGGGACAAGAAAGUAGCAUGAUGGUUAAGGGUGCCGGACUCCUACAUGGCCAA
Molecule: messenger RNA, 1752 nt
Organism: Tupaia belangeri chinensis (Chinese tree shrew)
Lineage: Eukaryota; Metazoa; Chordata; Mammalia; Scandentia; Tupaiidae
Gene: SERPINB10
Product: serpin family B member 10
Exons: 8
Coding region: 55-1242 (395 amino acids)
Biological process (GO): negative regulation of endopeptidase activity
Molecular function (GO): serine-type endopeptidase inhibitor activity
Source: RefSeq, a predicted model, not a curated record